AUGGGACACUUAGCUGAAGCAGUCACUAUAUCUGAGCAAAAGAAAUUUGCUCUUGCUAUCGUAUUAAUUGAAAUCUUUUGCGUUAUUAUUCAUGGAUGCGUUGCUGUUUAUGAUAACGAUCCUGAUUUACCUGAUAAUGCUGCUCGUUAUCCUAUGUGGUAAGACAUCAAUGUUAUGAUCUUCGUUGGUUUCGGUUUCUUAAUGACCUUCCUCAGAACUUACUAGUUCAGUGCAGUUGGUUAUACAUUUGUCAUUGGCGCUAUUUCUUUCCAACUCUAUCCUAUUUGGGAAGCUAUCUGGAAAUGUGCAUUUGACUUAGAUGCUCCAUUCAAAAUUCAUUUUAACACUUUAACUCUUAUGACAAGCUCAUUCUGCGCUGGUGCUAUUUUGAUUACUUUUGGUGGUAUGAUUGGUAAAGUUUCUGGCUUUUAGAUGGCAGUUUGCAUAUUCUUUGAAACUAUUGGAUUUACCCUUAACGAAAGAAUAUCUAUUAACAUGGGUGUUGCUGAUAUUGGUGGUUCCAUGGUCAUUCACACAUAUGGAGCAGUUUUUGGUCUAAUUUUAGCAAAGAUGUUAAGCCCAAGAAGUUCAUUUGGUCACAAAAAGGCUGAGUCUAACUAUAUUUCAGAUCUUACUUCCUUUAUUGGUACUAUUUUCCUCUACAUGUACUGGCCUUCCUUCAAUGCUGGACCUGCCACACCUGGUUCAUAGGCUCAAAAUAGAGCUUACAUCAAUACCAUGCUCUCUUUAAGUGCAAGUUGCAUGAUGACAUUCCUUAUUUCUUUACUCACUAGAACUGAGGAUAAGAAGUUCAAUAUGAUUGACAUCUAGAAUGCUACUUUAGCUGGUGGUGUAGCAAUGGGUACAUGUGCAAAUAUGAACAUCCUUCCUGUUUGGGCUAUAUUAAUAGGUGCAUUAGCUGGUAUUAUUUCCACUUUUGGCUUUUCUAAAUUAUAAUCCUUCCUUGAAAACAAGAUCGGAUUACAUGAUACUUGUGGUAUUAUGAAUUUGCACUGCAUGCCUGGUAUUCUUGGUGGUGUUUGGGGUGCUGUUGCUGCAGCUAAGGCUAGCUCUCGUGGCGAUAAUGCUGCUUAACUUUUAGAAGUUUAUCCUAAAUCAAGCGAUGCUGAUUGGAGUUAAUCUAAGUAAGGAGGAAUUUAAGUCGCAUUCUUAUUUAUCACUAUUGGUAUUGCUUUUGGCUCAGCUUUAUUCACUGGCUUUAUGAUGAAAUUACUUGGUAAUACUCCUACCCAACUAUUUGAAGAUGGAGAAACCUUCCAUAUCCCAAGAAUCAGAUUCGAAGAUCCUGAAGAAAUCAUCACUAAGAUUCCUAAAAUGCCUCAUAGCUAAGUUCUUCUCGUUACUGAAUAAAAUGGUUCUAAAAAUAACAUAGAUGGCGAAAAGAUUGGUAUGAUUGAAUUACAAAAUGGUGCUAGCAAUACAAUUAGUUAUUAAACAAGUUCAGCUGUAAAAAAUUGA
Molecule: messenger RNA, 1479 nt
Organism: Tetrahymena thermophila SB210
Lineage: Eukaryota; Ciliophora; Oligohymenophorea; Hymenostomatida; Tetrahymenidae
Product: ammonium transporter Rh type B protein
Exons: 3
Biological process (GO): ammonium transmembrane transport; ammonium homeostasis
Cellular component (GO): plasma membrane
Molecular function (GO): ammonium channel activity
Source: RefSeq, a predicted model, not a curated record